Messenger RNA from Echinococcus granulosus, 1203 nucleotides. Its product is annotated as nacht leucine rich repeat protein. Gene Ontology annotation, molecular function: small GTPase binding; GTPase activator activity. Lineage: Eukaryota; Metazoa; Platyhelminthes; Cestoda; Cyclophyllidea; Taeniidae. Gene Ontology annotation, biological process: nucleocytoplasmic transport; activation of GTPase activity. Gene Ontology annotation, cellular component: cytosol; perinuclear region of cytoplasm; nucleus. Bases 1 to 1203 code for a protein of 400 amino acids. The record is from RefSeq and is a predicted model, not a curated record. The transcript has 7 exons.
AUGGAUCCCAAGGAUCGGCGAAAUAUUGAGUACUGGGAUGAUAAGAAGUUCGUGGAAUGGUUUGAACAUGGUCAUGAAGAGGCACAACCGAAGAAAAAAGGUAAAAUCAAAAAGGGCCUUAAGGGAGAAAAGCCACUGGUGCGUCUUCUGCCUCUUAUCGACGCUCUGAGGAACAAUCGCUACUUGCAAAUAAAAGAGCUUUAUGUUUGGGGCGUCUACCUAGAAUAUAGUGAUAUGUUAUGCUUGGGAAGUAUGGUUGCCAAAGGAAGCUAUGAGUUGUCCUAUAUUGAGCUAAUUGACUGUUUUAUCAAUCAAAAGGCCAUUGAUGCAUUUGCUCCAAAUGUCAACUAUACAAAAACACUACGAGAUUUGAUCCUUGAUUUCAAUGAAUUUGGAGAUUCUGGGUGUUACACACUUUGCGAAGGACUGAAAUCAUGUCGUUGGCUCGUUCGGUUAAGUGUUUGCUUCUGUGGUCUUAACAAGCAAAGCGGCAUUUGGCUGGGUAAUCUUGUAGCUGAGACCUCAAUCAGGGAGCUUUUUUUGGACGGAAAUAACUUGGAGGCCGAAGGCGCAACUGCUCUGCUCACACAGUUGGCCGAGGCGGCAUAUUUGGAGGGGAAGGAGCGCGAGAGACUAAAGGCCGAAAGGAUGGCCGUCGCAGUAGCCCAAGCUCAGACUGGAAGAAAACGAAUUGACCUAGAUGCUCCUCUAGCGGAAUCAGAGACGCACACUGCUGAGGAUCCAAGCACGGUCAGUGACGUGAAUCCAGAAAGUGUGUCUGUGAAUGCCUACAUUCAGAAAAACGAAGCGAACACAAACGUUAGCGCUAGUAGGAAAAGGCAAACUCUUGGCAAAGGAAAAAAUAAGAGAAAAAGUGCUAAAAUGCCACCAUGUGGACCGCAAAUCACCCAUCUCCAUAUGGCGGAGAACAGCAUUAACAGCAUCGGUCGAGGAGGCAGUUUCGCUCCAGCUCGCUGCAUGCAGCUAUUAAAAACGCAAGAUCUGCAGGAGAUCGAUAUUUUUGGCAAUGAUAUCGGGCAAGUGGCGGGCCGCAUCGUUCUGGAGGGCAUUCUGGCGCGAAAAGACAACAACCUUCCACGCAUCGGUCUGCGCGUCACCCACCUCAUUAAUCAGGACACCUACGACAUGAUUCGCAAGUUGGCUCCCAAACCCAAGGGAAAGAAGAAGCGAGGCGGGAAAUAG